Molecule: messenger RNA, 582 nt
Organism: Symbiodinium necroappetens
Lineage: Eukaryota; Dinophyceae; Suessiales; Symbiodiniaceae
Source: the annotation of a GenBank genome assembly
AUGCAUGGGGAUUUCGGGACUGGCAUAAUUGGCCGGGCUGGGCCAUCGAAGCCGCGAGCGAGCUUGGAUGACAUGGCUUUGCCAGACAAGCCGGAGUUAUUCAUCGCGGAUAUCGAGAUCGUGUGGGAUGACGGCCAAGACUGGCAGCAGCGCCAGGAAGCGAAGUCAGUGAAGUCUUUGACUCGGAGACAGAACAGCAGACGACACGUGGAACGGGAAAAGCAGCAGGAACUGCUGAAAGAGUUUCUGAAAGAGUUCCACUUCUCGAACGUGUCCGAGCCCAACGUGACGUGCAGCAAGUGCAGCUGCUUGUCCUUACUAACUCCCGAGGUUGUCUAUCCCAUUCAUGAGGCUGCCAGAUUGGGGGAUGCGUCUCUGAUGCGUUUGCUUCUUUUGGCGAAUGUGGACCCGGAGCAACGGACCUCCAAAGGUCGAAGUGCUGCUGACAUCGCCAGGGCUGAAGACAAGUCCGGUUCCCACACGGAGGUCCUGGACAUGUUGUUGAAUGGCCUCAAAGUGCUGCAUCUUCGCGAGGCGAUGACCGUGAUGAUGCAAGCAUCUUGUCGACCGGCGUCGAGGUAG